GCAUACAAACAAGACUCGUCAACUGUGUGGAGCUCGUAGAUCCCUUCCGAGUUCCGAUCAUCUCCACUGAGGAAAAUUCACGAACACAAGAGAGAGAGAGAGAGGAGAGAUGGUUUAGGUUGGUCUGGGUUGAAUCUUGAAUGUUUUAGCGGGUGGUGAUGGUUACGUUGGCUUGCAAACUCAAACUUCCCAACUCUGACCCCUCAUUGGAGGUAACCUCUCUUCUCUUCGAGCCUCUCUCCAACUCUCUAGCUUUGAUGCACUCUGAUUCCUCUAUUCUACUCACUUCUUCUCCCUCUCUCUUCUCUCCCUCUCUUUCUUUUUCUUUUCCUCAUCAAACCCUAAUUCCUCCAAACUCCACCUCCGCCUGCUUCCUACGCCUCCUUCCGAACCCUAAUUCCACCGACGGCCGCGUCCUGUUCGUCGUCGCUGGACCUCAUAACGGUGGCUCUUCAAUUCUUCUCCGCUUCUGGAUCCUUGGAAAGAACCAGAGAUUCGCCAAAGCUCGAGUGAAUUGCACUCAAAAGAGUCUGGAUUGUGGUCAUAGAUUGGGGGUUGUCGUUGAUCUGUCACAUGGGUUUUCCGUUAAGCUCUCUGGUUCUGUGAAUGUUUUUGCUUUGCAUUCGAUCUCUGCUCGUAAAAUUUGGGUUUUUGCCGCGAAAACUGUGGGUGAUGCGGAUGAUGGGUUGGGCGUGAACUUGAUGAAGUGUGCUAUUAUUGAUUGUACCAUGCCGAUAUGUUCUAUUACUGUUUCAUUUGGGUUUUUACUUCUGGGGGAGAAUAAUGGGGUUCGGGUUUUCCCAUUGAGGCCGCUAGUGAAAGGCCGGCCUAGUAGACAGCGGGAAUUGGCCAGGAGAAGAGAACACUACCAAAGUGGUGGUUUGAAUGGUGAUGUGCUGAAGACUGGGGAACUGCAUUUACAGAAUGAGAUGAUUCAGACUACGAACGGAAGCAACGAUUUAUCUAGUACUUCGGUGACAUACUCCAAGCAUGGGAUCAGUGAUCGGAAUGGUAAAAUUGCUGGACUGGAAGGGACUUCCGAGAUCUUUGCUAAUGGUUACACCAUAAAGACUGAGGUUCAUCGUGUUUCUGAGAAGACUAGGACCUUGAAACUGAGACAAGAUGCAUGUGAAGGAGGCUCAUGCUUUAUAGCAUUUAAGAGUUUGGAGGUCCAAAGUCCACAACCCAUGACAGUUGCAUUGCUGUCACUAAAAGCUGUCUCAAUCCAUGCUUUGUCCUCAAAAAAGUUCUUAGUUUUGGAUUCAGCUGGAGAUUUACACCUCUUGAUCCUAUACAAUGUCCUUGGAUCAGAAAUCAAUGGUCACAUGAAGCAUUUCAAUCAUACCAUGAAAGUGCAAAUGCUGGCUGUGCUUCCUGAUAUUUCCAUGAGAACACAAAUUGUCUGGGUAUCAGAUGGUUACCAUUCUGUACACAUUAUAUCAGUUUCUGACAUGGACAUCCCUAUCAAUGAGAAUGGGAAAGCUGAUGGCAUAGAAAAGCCAAUACAAAUCUCAGCCAUUCAGGCAAUAUUUGCAAGUGAAAAGAUUCAGGAUAUUGCUCUUCUUGCUGCAAACGCAAUUCUAAUUCUUGGACAAGGAACCAUGUAUGCAUAUGCAGUUUCCUGAACUUGAUAGGUGGUUAUAUAUUCUGUAGUGAACAUUUCUCUUCCAAGCCAGCUUAGAACCUUAAAUGAUAUUUGUCCAUGGAGUUGGCUCCCUGAAUCAAAUUGUUUAGGCAGUGAGUUCCCUGAUAUGUAGCAUGCAUUCUUGCUGCUGCCUUUUUGGCUAUAGCAUGGCUCCAUUUAUCAAUAUAUUGAAGUCAUGAGUUGCAGUCUUCUUCCAUUUUGUGUUCGAAGUAUGAUUCAAGAACGCUGGGCUCUAAAAGGAAUCCUGAACCUUCAACACCAUUUGGGCGUUACAAAAAUUACAAGUCACCUGUCAUGCCCAUCCUGCUUCAAUGAUUCAGGACUUCGAAGCUGGAUACUGCUAGCUGCCUCAAGAUAUAAUUUUACAUUGCAGUUCACCUAUUGGAAGAUAAAGUACCUGCAGACAACCAUGUUUACAAAGGUCAGAUGCAGCCUCGGUUGCUUUUAUGCCACAUAAAGGCUUUUUGAUCCAAUGAAUGCAGAAGUUACCUACUCCUUUGUGCCAUCAACUGGAAAGAUGGGAAGCAUUACAAACUAAUUCUUAUAGCCUUGGCCUAUUUGUCAAGAGGUUGUUAUCACCCAUAGAAACAUUUUACUCAAGCUCUUGGAUUAGUGACAUUCAGAAAAUUCACCAGUUUAAAUUGAAAACAUGAAAACAAAAUUUGCUUAAAGUAAUUUUGCUUCCAUUUUCAUGAUAAGAGAGCAAAAGGCUCCUCUUAAACUGUUCAGUCCUGUUUGUUCCAUUGUUGGAGAAAGGCUAGAUAAACCAUUGUUUUUUUUCUAUUCUACCUGCUUUAUUUUAUACAAUUUUGAUUUCUCUUUGAA
Nelumbo nucifera (sacred lotus) is the source of this 2470-nucleotide messenger RNA. RefSeq lists its product as uncharacterized. The record is from RefSeq and is a predicted model, not a curated record. NCBI's taxonomy places the organism in Eukaryota, Viridiplantae, Streptophyta, Magnoliopsida, Proteales, Nelumbonaceae.